Symbiodinium pilosum is the source of this 1146-nucleotide messenger RNA. NCBI's taxonomy places the organism in Eukaryota, Dinophyceae, Suessiales, Symbiodiniaceae. The record is from the annotation of a GenBank genome assembly.
AUGCUUGUGAUCCAUGCUGGUCUUUCCAGGUCUUGUCUGGGUUUUGCGUUGGCCUCUUCGCGAGUUGUCGGCAAGGGCUCCUUGAAGGUUGGGAACAACGCUCCGAAUCAGUGGCGGUUGGACAAGAGCGAUGCCGAGGUGCGAAAGGAGGCUCAGAAGCGCGCAAGAGAGAGCCUCACAGAGCGACCUCGCGUCUUCCUGGACGUCGAGGUUGCUGGCCAUCCAGCUGUGCGCAUAGUUUGCGAGUUGUUCUCGGACAUUGUUCCGAAGACUGCCGAGAAUUUUCGGUGCUUGUGCACUGGAGAGAAAGGCAUGGGGGAGGCGGGGAAACCGCUACACUUGAAGGGCAAUGCUUUUCAUCGCGUGGUGCCAGGCUUUGCCAUCCAAGGUGGGGAUAUCACCAGAGGCGAUGGCACAGGAGGGGAAUCAGUUUUUGGUCCGACCUUUGAGGAUGAAAGCUUUGACCUAUCUCACGACUCCGCAGGGCUGCUGAGCAUGGCAAACAGGGGGCCAAACACAAACAGCUCCCAGUUCUUCAUUUUGACAAAGGCAUAUCCAAAGCUGGAUUUGAAGCACGUGGUGUUUGGGCGCGUGGUGGAAGGCAUGAGCACAGUGCGACGCAUUGAAGAAACUUGCGGCACAGCAGAUGCUGGAUCUGAGCUUUGCCGAGCACAGAAGCAUCAUGGUGUGUUGGCGUUUCGGCCAGGUCUUGGUGAUGCAAAGGCCGUCAUCACAGACUGCGGAGAGGUCCAGGGCGAUGUCGCAAAGGAGCCCCAGGCCAAGAAGGUCAAGGCUUCAGCUGACAAGGUCCACCUCUUCCAUAUUCUCAAGAAAUACAAGGGCGCCCGCAAGCCGGAGAAUUGGCAUGGAGGGGAGAUCAGCUGCACCAAGGGAAAGGCGAAGGUUGCGCUGGAGAAUCUCCGAAAGCGGCUCACUGCAGCUCCAGCAAUGCAGCUCCUGUUUUUUGAGCUUGCGCGGGAUCAUUCAGAUGACCCGUCAUCCAAAAAUGGUGGUGACCUGGGACUGGUCGAGCGAGGCAGCCUGCACCAGAAGGUGGAGGAUAUCGGAUUCUCCCUUCAGAAGAACGAGCUGUCACAGGUGUUUGAGGAUGAGUUUGGUGUGCACCUCGUGCUCCGCGCGGAAUGA